This is a messenger RNA of Spodoptera littoralis (African cotton leafworm), 513 nucleotides long. Lineage: Eukaryota; Metazoa; Arthropoda; Insecta; Lepidoptera; Noctuidae. The record is from the annotation of a GenBank genome assembly.
GUCACCUGUGAGAUAAGUCAUUUGAUUAUCGGGGUCCUAAAUACGAGUAUAUAAGAAACAUGUUCUUGGUUGAAACUCACAGUAUACUAAAACUUUGUAGUAGUUUUACCUCACUACAAAGAUGCGUUCCAUCAAUAUUGUGUUGAUACUCGCUGUGGUCGCAAUAGUAAACGCGGCACCUGCGGAUAAAGAUAAAGUAAAUGAUAAACCAUAUUACGAUAUAAAAAAGUCUGCAGAAUUGUUUGAGAAGUACAUCAAAGACUACAAUAAACAUUACAAGGAUGAAGCUGACAAAAAAGUGCAUUACCUAGCUUUUGUUGAGAGUUUAAAGAUAAUCAAUAAAUAUAAUGCAGAGAGCGACAGUGCCGUAUUCGAUAUUAAUUAUUUGGCUGACUAUACCAAAGAAGAGAUGGAAAAAAUGCAUGGAUUACGCAUUCCAACAACAACACCAUCUGUAGUUUACUGAUGAUACAUACUAGAAAACGAACAUAUCGACUUGGAUUAAAACUUGAC